Agrilus planipennis (emerald ash borer) is the source of this 1129-nucleotide messenger RNA. RefSeq names its product gustatory receptor for sugar taste 64a-like. Lineage: Eukaryota; Metazoa; Arthropoda; Insecta; Coleoptera; Buprestidae. Gene Ontology annotation, molecular function: taste receptor activity. The record is from RefSeq and is a predicted model, not a curated record. Gene Ontology annotation, cellular component: membrane. The transcript has 6 exons. The coding region runs from base 340 to 1047 and encodes 235 amino acids. Gene Ontology annotation, biological process: sensory perception of chemical stimulus; detection of chemical stimulus involved in sensory perception of taste.
UAUCGACUAUAUCCCGAAGGGUGUUGGUCAACUAUUCAUAGGGUCAUGGAAUAUUCCUAAUAUUUCCGGAUACUUCUAUAUACUUCAAUCGUGCCGCCGGUAUCUGUCGACUGCGGCAUUAGUUCAAAUACCUUUUUAUAUUUUGGUAUUGAUUAAAACAAGUUAAUAGUAGGACAAGAAAGCAUUCUUGAAAAGUAAAAUAGAGAAUUGCAAUGGAUAAAAUAUAAAAAAUAACAAACACAAUAAUUUAGUUAUUUUUAAUGGCCAUUUCUUGCAAAUUCACGUUUUCUUAUAGUUGACAAUUUAUUAAAUGUAAUAUCGCAAGUGAUAAGAACUUUAAUGCAUAAGCAGGAUUCAGAGUUUUUCGAGUAUUUCUUCGUUGUAGUUGGUUAUCCUGGUAUUUUUAAAAUAACACCUUAUGCAUUAUGGAAAGGGAUAGCAAUUGAAAUUUUAAACUUUAUUGGAGUUUUUUCCUGGACAUACGUGGAUGUUUUUAUAAUGGGUGUUAGUAUAGCGUUGUCUUCAAAAUUUAAAGAAAUGACUUUUAGAAUAGAACAGUACGUUCGAAAAGAUGUAUAUGACAUUUAUCUUUGGAAAAUUGUACGCGAAGAUUACUGCCAAAUGUGUCUUCUAACAAAAUUGAUGGACUCAAAAUUAUCGUAUUUAAUAUUGCUGUCGUCUGCUAAUAAUUUAUACUUUAUACUUUCUCAAUGUUUUCAAAGUUUAAGGAAUGCCAACGAUAGUGGUUUGAAGUUGUAUUUUAUAUAUUCAUUUUCAUUCGUUAUAAUAAGAACGGUAUGCGUUUAUUUGAUUGCAGCUUCGGUGAAUAUAGAAAGUUUGAAACCAUUAAAGGCAUUAUAUACUGUACAAUCUCAUAUGUACAAUUUAGAAGUAAAAAGAUUGAUACGUUUCAUCGCCUUGGAUUCUGUAUGUAUUACAGGCAAAAAUUUCUUCAAUAUAAAACGGCAUAUCUUAUUAGAUCUUGCUAGCGCUCUGGUAACUUAUGAGCUUGUUAUUGUUCAAUUUACCAAAGAAGAAUAUUUUUGAAAAAUGUUUGUACUUAUAAGUAUCAAACUUCCAUGUAUGAUAAAAUGUAUGAAUAAUUUAAUAAAUUCUUCGUAUUCCCGAA